AUGCCCCAGAACUCUCUCAGCAUGUUUCGCCUUGGCCAUAUCGGCGGCUCAGCCGACGAAUCCCACAGCGCCUCGCCCAAUGUUGCCAGACAUGCAGCGAGACAUUCUCUGGAGUCGAAUGCGCUGUACUCUACCGAGGGAAACCAUGAGUCAAGCACUCCCACUGCAAUGAGCCGGCCUGCCCCCUUGCAAUCUUCUUAUUCAACCAAUGAUCUACCUACCGUCAAGGGUGACAGCUUUAACCCCGCGAUUACUCCUCCGAAAACUCAUGCUGAGCAGUUCCACCACCACAACGUCAGCUUGGGUAGAAUCCCUGUCACUGCUGUGACACCUCGUCAACAGAAGGAUUCUCCUGAGCGCGACGAAGCAAAGUCAUUUCCUUCCAAGUCUCAGCCUACGACAUUGCAACCUAACGCCCCGCCAUUCGGACCUCAGCUCGGUGCUGCAACAUCCGGCAACGGGACAAUGCCGCAGCCUUCGCUUGCUGGCUUUCCACAACCCUUCUUCUACGGAAUCCAACCCUUUGUGGCUCCCCCUCUACCAGUUAAUGGACAGUACAACCAAUCUACCCCUUUCGCGGCCAAUGCCUAUUACGGGAAUGGGAAUUACCGCCUUGUGGAGAGCCAACCUAAGCCUGUAGGGUCCCGCAGACAUGCAGACGGAGAUUCGGCUCAGCUUUCUCGCUUUAAUAACCACCCCAUCGAGUAUUACCGUAAUGAGAUCUAUGGCCUUUGCAAGGAUCAACACGGCUGUAGGUAUCUGCAGAGGAAGUUGGAGGAGCGCAACGAUGAUCAGCUUCAAAUGAUCUUCGCGGAGACACAUUCACAUGUGAUUGAGCUUAUGACCGAUCCAUUUGGUAAUUAUCUGUGCCAGAAGCUACUCGAGUAUUCGAACGACGAACAACGCACUGUCCUGGUCAAUAAAGCUGCCCCUCAGCUUGUCAAGAUUGCGCUUAAUCAGCACGGUACCCGGGCUUUACAGAAGAUGAUCGAGUUUAUCUCCACCGAAGAGCAGACACAGACGGUCAUCGACGCAUUGAAAGAUCAUGUGGUAGAGUUGGUUCAGGACUUGAAUGGCAAUCAUGUCAUCCAAAAGUGCCUGAAUCGCCUUACUGCAGAAAAGUCUCAAUUCAUCUACGACGCCGUUGGGGCUCAAUGUGUGACUGUUGGCACCCAUCGACAUGGCUGUUGUGUCCUACAGCGCUGCAUCGACCACGCGUCAGGAGCUCAAAGAGCCCGGUUGAUUGAGCAGAUUACUGAAAAUGCAUUUGCUCUUGUGCAAGAUCCAUUCGGCAACUACGUUGUGCAGUAUAUCCUGGACCUAGCUGAAGCUCGCUUCACAGAACCCCUUUGCCGAGAGUUCCUCUCUCGUAUUCCAAAACUUUCCAAGCACAAAUUCAGUUCGAAUGUGAUUGAGAAAUGCCUUCGCACAGCUGAUGAGGAGAUGCGCCGUCAGAUGAUCGAAGAAAUGCUCGCUGGCGAUGAGCUGGAGAAGAUGCUACGAGACUCUUAUGCCAAUUACGUUGUGCAGACCGCUAUGGACUAUGCUGAUCCUGCGACUCGCGCUCGUAUUGUCAAAUACAUUGAGCCCAUUUUGCCCUCUCUUCGUGGGACCCCGCACGGACGCCGCAUCGGCAGUAAGAUAGCGCCAGAGAACUCGGGAAGAAGUAGCGCCGCAGCCAGUGGUCAAGUUACACCAAAUGAGAUGAACUCCGCGCAGCUUCCACAAGGAUCUCUUCAAACUCCUCAGAAGCCACUUAUGUAUCACCACAAUUCCUAUUCUGUUUCUGGCACUCCAUUCAACAACCAGAGUUUUAUCCCUGUAGCUGGGACAGGUUCGAACACGCCAUCUGGUGCUAGUGAGAAUUCCUCUGGUGCUUAUAGCGCCGCUUUAAAGCAGUCGAACAACAAUCUUGGCGCUCAGCCGCAGUUGUACGCUCCCUACUACCACUGA
Molecule: messenger RNA, 1953 nt
Organism: Aspergillus nidulans FGSC A4
Lineage: Eukaryota; Fungi; Ascomycota; Eurotiomycetes; Eurotiales; Aspergillaceae
Exons: 2
Coding region: 1-1953 (650 amino acids)
Molecular function (GO): RNA binding
Source: RefSeq, a predicted model, not a curated record